UUCAACAAAAUGGCUGCUGGAGCGCUGCAAACGAAAGCUCAGUGAACACUUCACCUCAGUGCAGUAUCAUUUUAAAUGGAUGCUUUGGAAUUUACUUAAUCGCUAAGCAUCGGGACAUUUGCUCGUGUGAACACUUUUACAUGCGUUUUAGCGAACUAAAGGCAUGCUGAAAUAUUUCCCUUUACGCACUUUAUACAUCCAAACAUCGCCUUUCUCGAAGUAAAAACGUCAUUCAGAAAAAGCUUAAACUGCCCGUGUGAGUGCGCGCGGGUGUAGCUGCUCCGAAAAAUCGCCGAAAUGUUACAGCAGAUCAACCUCGAGCUUUCUAGCUGAUGAGCAAAUCGUCGUUCAAAGUCUUUUUACUGUUUGCACUGACAUUUUUAAAGAGAUGUUUCCCCCCUCUGGAUAAAUUCCUCUGUCUUGCAUAUUGAGAGGUGAAUUCCUCAACUGGAAAGCCACUGCAGCUCACUGCAAGAGUGAGUGCCUGACUGCGACUGAAGGAGGAAUAUCUGAUCAGUGUCAGUACGGGUAUCGACAACAUCCUCCUUCACCACGCAGCGCGUGCAUCAGAUUUGAACAGCAGACCGCAAUUGCCCCGUGUGCGAAAUAAAGGUGCAAAGGAUUGUGGGUGUUUGAAGGCCACGAAGGAUACACCUGAUGCGUCCAAAAUAUGGCAAACAAAGGCUGCGAAACGAGGCUGCCAAGUGUCCUCACAUUUGAGAUGGCCUUCGACGAUGCUUGAUGACGUGGCAGCCGAGUUAUUCAGCCUUACGAGGCUGCAGCCUUCCAUUUGAUAAGCACCCAAACUCUAUUUGUUUUCUGUUUGACUUGUAACUUAUUUUCGGCUUACAUUUUUUAAAUAGGUGUUUACAGAAGAAAUUGCAAAUUUGUUGCUAUUUUCAGCACUUGGUGUUGAAAAUGCACAGCGAUACAUGACACAUGAGCAUUGCACUGUUUGUACAUUGGACUCAUCAGCGAAUCCAAGAUGCUCAAGACCCCAUCUGAGCUCAGCACAGUCACUUGCAUCAAACUAGUAUCACUUAGCUUAGAAAUCACUCAGUGCUGCCAAACUUAACAUUUAUUUUCCAUGAGGUUCUGUUUUCUAGAUGAUUGAUUAGGCCAAUCCCACAUUCUUUAUGUAAGCAACCCAGGAAAGUGGUUUUAUUUAUCGAACAAAAGGUCCCUUGUUAUGUAUUAAGUAGACUUUAAGCAGUGCUUUUGGUUUUUGUCUCUUUAUUGUUUACUAACGAUAACAAUAUUCUGUAUGACAACACUAAAGCAAUAGCCUAAUGCUUUGAUAAUAUUGACAUUGAUCACUUGAAUCAAUAUGGUCUGUCAAUAGCACAGUUUUAUUUAUUUUUUUGGAUACAACACACUAACCAACAGCUGUCACUUCCAAAGAUAGAUUUGCAGUGUGUUGAUCUCUGAAGGUUACAACUGGAUCUGUGUCCCACUGACCCUCAUCAGAUUGCUUCAUCAUGCCUUGGGACAAAACAAGAAACAGAAGAGGAGAACCAUUUGAUGGAAGAAAAGAAAAAGAAAAAGCAAGAAGAAAAGAAAAAGAAGGAAGCUGCUCAGAAAAAGAUUGCUGAACAGAAAACCAAAGUGCCAGACUCUGCCAAGCCCAGCCCCACCUCUCCUCCCCCCACCAACCCCAGCACUGCCACCAACCCAUCCGUGUCCUCAGCCAGCAGCAGCACUGGUGGCAAUGGCAAGCGUGCACCCUCCAGCAACCAACAACAACAGCAGCAGUCGGCAGCCCCACGCUACCCUCCCAGAGAGGUGCCCCCUCGCUUCCGUCAGAAUGAACACAAGCAGCUACUGAAGCGGGGCCAACCUCUGCCCACCGGGAGCCCGGCACUUGCACAGCCAGCCUCCUCCAGCCCCACGUCUCAGCCCUUUUCCUGCCAUACCCACCCAGAGCUGCCCCCACAGAGUGGCCUGGCAGCCCAGUAUGAGAAUAUACCCUCCAAUCGCAGUGCUUCUACAGCCUCUACUAACAGCUGCGGUGGCUGGGAUCCAUUGAUUAUUGACAAGAGUGAUACUGAGGCGUGGCCUUCCAUUUCAUGCAAAGAAAGCUACGCCCCUGCAGGAUGCCCCUUGGACACUGAAAGUACCAGUGACGUCAGCAGCACAAGCAGCAUGAGCAUGGCUACAGGAGCUGGCCAGCAAGGCCAUUUCUCUGCCAAUCACCCCAGCAAAGCCAAUGCCAGCCACUCAGGAGGUCUGCUCUCUAGUCAGGGUGGGUCCAGUAGAGGCUGGGGCUCUGGCCCAUCUCCUGCUAGUGGAGGAGAAGGGAAGAAUGAAGUCCCCAGCACAUCAAUGGGAGCCAGGGGUUGGGGCUCCUCCAACUUUAACUUGAACUUAAACCCCAAUGCCAACCCCUCUGCCUGGCCAGUUCUGGGACAUGAAGGGACUGGCGUGGGUGGCGGCAGCUCUGGAGGAAACAACCCUCAUCCUCCUAAUCUCUGUAGCCCACCGGGCACUCUGUCCAGCCAGGGCUCUAGCAGCAGUGGCAGUAUAGGUGGUGCCAAUGGAAAUUCUGCAGGUAAUGGUGGCAGUGGCAAUGGCAGCACCACAUGGGGUAGCAUUGUGCCCAGUGACUCCUCAGAGCCACACUCCACCCCAUCCACGAAUGUGUCUUUCAGCUCUGAACCUCAGAACCUUAACACUGAUGGACCAAAUCACGCUAAGCAGGAGUCCAGAGGCACUGGCCACAGUCUGCCCAACUGGGGGGCUGGCCCUGCAGGCAUGGGCUCAUCUGUUCAACCUCCAGGAGGAGCCUCCCAGGUCAAUGGAGAGGAGGAACCUGUUUGGGGUAAUGGAGAUGCCAAGUCUGUUAGUGGCUCAAAAGACUCUGGUUGGGACUCAGGGAGCAGCUGGGGACAGGGAGGGGCUUCAGUCACAGCUGGCUGGGGACAAACUGCUUCAACUGGAGACUGGGGUAAGCAUUCCAACAGUGAGGCCAAAGGAUGGGAUUCUUCAGGCUCUCCCACCCAAGAGCAGCAGCUCAAUUCCUGGGUCCGUGGGGCCAAUGCUCCAGCCAGUGAGGGAAGCAGUGACAGCAUGGAAUGCCAUCCUCGCAGAAGGGACCGCUCAUCAAGGGAUGAGGCCCCCCAAAUUCUGCCUGCCCAGGACAUGGACCCCCGAGUUCUGUGCAACACGGGCUGGGGACAGACACCUGUGCGCCAGCACACAGCUUGGGAGACAGAAAAGGCUGCACGCUCCAACCACAAGAAUGACAUUGGAACUGAAGCUUGGGGCUCGUCCUCAAAUGCAGCCAAUGCUGGACCAAUGCCAACUUCUGGUAUUGCCAACUUAAACUCUGGCCCUGCAUCCAGACCUGACUCUGGGGGCAAGAAUGAUGGCCCCUGCCCCAGUACUGGACAUGCACCAGGCUGGGGUACUUCUAUACAGUCACCCCAGGCUGGCUCUGGUUGGUCAGAUCCAACCAGCAACAAGAAACCUUCCAGUGGUCCUGGAAGCUGGGGCAUUACCCCAUCUGGAGGUCCAGGAGGCAACCUGCAGAAGUGUGGUCAAACUUGGGGUUCUGAGGAGAAAUCUCCUACCUGGGAAGACAGUCAUUCUAAGGCCAAACCACAGGGUUGGGCUGAGGUGCCCAAACCAUCUCAUGGAUGGGGAAAUGGACCUGAUGGAGAAAGUGGGUCUGGAGGAGAAUGGGGUGAACCUGGAGAUGGGAAGAAAAAUGUCCCAUCAAGCUCUUCCUGGGAGGGAGAAGGACCAGGCUGGAAUGAGGGCUCCAGAGGAUGGAGAAAGCCUGCCCCGGCAGUAGGAGGAAAUUGGGGAGAUGCACAACGCCCCAGUGUGCCACCACAAGGAUGGAAUAACAAGCCUCAGGAGAGCACCAGUGGCAAUAGUGGCAGUGCGAGCAUGGGUUCUUGGGGAGGUCCUAGCUCUGUGAAGCAGAGUGGCUCUGGAUGGGGUGGAGGAAAUGGUGGAGGUGUUAAACCUGACCACACUGGAGAGCCCACUGGAUGGGAGGAGCCCUCUCCACCCUCCAUCCAACGAAAGAUGGAGAUCGAUGACGGUACCUCAGCUUGGGGUGACCCAAGCAAUUACAAAAAGACAGUCAAUCUCUGGGACAAGAAUAACCCUGGGAUGCAAGGCAAACCAGGCCCUGGCAAUGCCAACAAUGUACCCAACAACCAUCAUCAUCACCCCCACCAUAAUCAGCCUCCCAUGCAGAACCACAACCACGGAGGGCCAAACUCAAACAAUAACCACAUUUCUCCGGAUAACGCUGGCCCACAUCUAACAGGGCCGACUCACACUAGAACAGCCCCCAUUAAUCCAGGAUGGGGGGAGAUGACAAAUGUCCAUUCAAAACCUGAGCCCUCAUGGGGGGAGCCAGCUGCAGCAAGUGUGGACAAUGGCACUUCAGCAUGGGGAAAACCCCCAGGUGGAUGUGGAGGAUGGGGUGAUAAUGGUCCUGAGGUCUAUGGUCGAGGCAACGGUCCCCCUGGAUCUGCUCCCUGCAAAACUGUCCCCAAAUCUAUGCAAGAUGGCUGGGGAGGUGGUGAGGACAUGAGCCUGUCUGCAGGGCAGUGGGAGCAGGAUGAGGGGGACAUGUGGAACAGCACUGCAUCUCAGGAGAGCAACAACUCAUGCAACUCCUGGGGCAACCCACCCAAGAAGGGCCCACCAAAGGGAAAAGUCCCAAACAAACAGGAUGAUACAUGGAUUAUGAAUCGUCUGAUCAAGCAGCUGACUGACAUGGGCUUCCCUAGAGACCCUGCGGAAGAGGCUCUCAAAAGCAACAACAUGAGCUUGGAUCAGGCCAUGAGCGCCCUGUUGGAAAAGAAGACCGAGCUAGAUAAACGGGGGAUGGGAAUCUCUGACUAUAACAACGGCCUAGUCAAUAAACCAAUGGGCUGCAGGCCUUCAGUCAUCUCCAAAGAAUCCUCCUCAGAUCGUCCCCCCUUCAUGGACAAGGAUGCUGGGCUAGCAGAUGAUGCCCAAACCUCACAGUUUAUGCCUUCUCCGAGCCUGAAGCUCCCAGUGGGUAGUGCUGCACUCCCUGGCCAGAGCCUUGGAGUUGCCAUGCAAAACUUGAACAACAGACAGAUGCAGAGUGGAGUGUUUGGUAGUAGCGGAGCAGCACAAGCCCGGGCCCUGCAGCAGCAGCCUCCUCCCCAGCCAUCAGUGCCGCCUUUCAAUUCGUCCCAGCCUAGUCUACGCGCUCAAGUGCCUCAGUUUCUCAGCCCUCAGGUUCAAGCACAGCUUUUACAGUUUGCAGCAAAAAACAUUGGUCUCAACCCUGCACUUUUAACCUCACCAAUAAACCCUCAGCAUAUGACCCUGUUGAACCAACUUUAUCAGCUGCAACUGGCGUACCAGCGUUUACAAAUUCAGCAGCAGAUGUUGCAGGCACAGCGCAGUGUUUCUGGCCCCAUCCGACAGCAAGAGCAGCAAGUUGCACGCACAAUCAAUAACAUGCAGCAACAGAUCCAGCAGCACCAGCGGCAGCUGGCUCAGGCUUUGCUGUUGAAACAGCAGCAGCAGCUGCCCCCCUCUUACCCGGGCCUGCAUCCCAGCGUGGGCAAAUCAUCUCUGGACACGUUUCCAGCACACCCCCAGGCCUCCAGCCUCUCCGUUUCUGACCUUCAGACCAAAGAGCCGCAGUCUUCUCCAAACUCCUUCUCCCCCUACCCUAUGUCUGGAUUGAACCAUAACAUGAAUGUAAACUGCAUGGAGGUGGGUGGCAUGUCCAUGAAGGACUCUCCUCAGCCCCAGUCACGCCUGUCACAGUGGACACACCCUAACUCCAUGGAGAACCUCUCUGGCAACUCCUCUCCAAUGGAGCCCAACUUCAGCAAGCACGGUGCCAUCUCUGCUGGUCCCAGUCUGGGUCCCCCAAGCAAGCCCCCACUGGAUGACUCCUACAGUCCUUACAAUCUGAUUUCCAGCUCUGAGUCUCCUGCCAGCCCUCUGGCACAUCAUGAUAGCUGGGGCCAGGGCAAAAGCACCAAUGACAAAAUCUCCAACGGGACCAAUGUCAACUGGCCUCCAGAGUUCUGUCCAGGUGUGCCCUGGAAAGGACUGCAGAAUAUCGACCCUGAGACUGACCCCAACAUGACCCCAGGCAGUGUUCCCAGUGGGCCCACCAUAAAUACCAACAUUCAGGAUGUUAACCGCUAUCUGAGAGACAGGAGCGGAGGUUCCACCCCAACUUCCUCACAGAGUGAGGCUCUGCCUCCCUCCAGCGAUUGGCCAGUUACUAGCUCUUUCAGACUGUCCUCCCCCGAGGCAGACAACACAGGCAAGCUGUCUGACAUGAAGUCCACCUGGUCCCCGGGGCCCAUCUCACACACCCAGGCUUCUCUGUCCCAUGAGCUUUGGAAAGUCCCUCAAGGACCCCGGAACACAAUGGCUCCCACACGGCCACCCCCAGGCCUGACCAACACCAAGCCCUCGUCAACAUGGGGUGGAAACACUCUUGGCCUGGUGGCUGGCUGGAGCAGCUCCUACUCCUCAGGUACCACAUGGAGUACAGAUAGCUCCAGCAGAAGCACUAGCUGGCUGGUUCUGAGAAACCUCACCCCACAGAUUGAUGGUUCUACACUGCGGACCCUGUGCAUGCAGCAUGGCCCGCUUAUCACAUUCCAUCUCAAUCUGACACAGGGCAAUGCUGUGGUGCGCUACAGUUCGAAGGAGGAAGCUGCCAAAGCCCAAAAAUCCCUACACAUGUGUGUUUUGGGAAACACCACUAUCUUGGCAGAGUUUGCUGGAGAAGAGGAGGUGAACCGCUUCUUUGCACAGGGUCAGUCCCUCACGCCCACCACCAGCUGGCAGGCCAACCCCAGCACCAAUCAAACGCGGCUGGGGAGUGGAGGGACGGCGGUCACGCACCCCAUCGGCCACUGGAACAGCAGCAGCCUGGGAGGAGGAGUGGGCGGGACAGGGUCCGGGGGUAAAGACGAGCUGCUGUGGGGGGGUGUACCUCAGUACUCCAGCCUGUGGGGUCCACCCAGCACUGAGGAUGGCAGAGUGGUUGGCAGCCCCACCCCAAUCAAUACGCUGCUUCCUGGAGACCUGCUGAGCGGAGAGUCCAUGUGAGAGUGCCAAGCACUUGAAAGACAAGCAAACCCCCCACACAGCAAAAUAUGAAACAAAAAAGUUAACGAGCAAAAACCAAGAAAAUCAUUUAGCGAUAUAAUCAGCGUCAGUGGAACUGUGAACCAAGAGACAGGAGGCCACACUUGUUUAAAGGCUGCUGACCUUCUUCCUCUUCUUUUUACUUUUUUUGGUGUUAUUUUUAUCAUUACGCUUGGAUUACAGUAUUCUAUAGACUUCUUACGAAAACAAGAAGAAUGGUGACUAAAGGAAAAGUGAACCUUUAUCAAGACUUUUCUCUAAUAAUUGAUACCAUUGUGAAAGUGUAUUUUACUACAACUGACAAGACAAGCUGCCAUUUUUUAAAAUUCCUCUGGCACGAGCACAUCCUGUCAGUCCAAUCACAGCAUAUCACCACUCCCCCUUCAUGAAGAAAUGUGCAUCAUUCCAAAUAAACCCCUACUCCUUCUUUGUUGGACUGGAUUCAUGGCUUUUUCAGUUGUCUUGUGGAUCGUUUGGAUUAUUUAACAGCACUAAACUUAGCCUUAACUGCUGAUCAGUCCCAACUCCAGUCUUACUCAAGACUUUCUAAAAAAAAAAAAAAAAAAAAACUCAUCUGAGAAUUGCACAUUUUCUCAUUUCUGAGCCAGCGGAGAGCAAAGAACUGUCACAUGUUUUGAUCUCACACAAGCAAAAGCCUCAGCAUACACAUAUUUGUCCUUCCUCUUUCCCUCAGUUGCCAUCCUGUCCUCAUUACAUUUUAAAGGACAGACAGGUAUCUGGCCCCUCUGCACUUUGAGGCAUUUUCUCUUAAGCUGAGAGGACACGUGGACAGCUGAGGGCAUGUGUGUGUGCUAAAUAUAUUAACCACUGCUCAUAAAAACUGUAUAUGAAACACUUUUUCAGUGGAAUGGAUGGACUACUUUCAAGAUGGAUUAAUUUUGUGUGUCGCUUUCAUUUUCCUAAAUGACCUCAGUCUUUUAAGGCCCGACGGUCUCUCAAAAGCAUCAUUGUCAUUUGUCUGACAUGCAAUAUAUGCCACAGACUCUUCCGUCCAUCUUUACAGUGCUUUUGCUGACGAAACGGUAGGAGCUUGUUUGGGGACGGUGGAAUCAAAGACUCGUCUCCUCUCGCAUCCACUAAGCUUGGGACUAAUCAGAAGAGUUGUUGUUUUUCAGUGUGUAAGUCCAUGGUGAUGAGACAUUUACAAGCACUUCCUCUACACACGCAAGGACAGUGUGACUACAGGGGUACAGGGGCUUCAAACCAAAUAAGAGGUGUUUCUUGUAACCCAGUAGACAAAGUGCAUUUUUUCCUGUUGUAUUUGGUACAAAAGUAUGGAACAAAGACUGGUUCUAAAAGGGGUGGUUUAUUCAUAGCACUUAGCAAGAGCGUCAAGCUCCAUCUUCAAUGCCAACAAAUUACACAUGGAUGUGUGAAAUUAAAAAAAAGCAACGAUGAAAAGCAAUCUACAGAACUUCUCCAUGCUUCUUUUUGAACUCUAAAUGGAUUUUGGCAUUUAUUUUCUUGUCGUGUCUUUCCAUGGUCUUUUGACUUCAAAAUCAGACAUUUCAAAAACGGUAGCAAAAUGAAGGGAUGUCUGAUGAAAAAAACAAAAACACUGAACUGACUCAAGCAUUCACGUGUUUUUUUUUUUUUUUUUUUUUUUUCUUAAGAUAUAUAUCAAAGUAAAUAUCACUGUUACAGUACUCCAAAAUCAUUAGCCUUUUUGUCUGGAGAUGCUAGACGUGUUGUAAUGUUCUAAUGGAUUCUGUGGGGCCCCGCCUCGCUGGAGGCCCCGCCUACCUGUAUGAAAAGUGUGGCCAUUGAGUGCCUAUCUGCUGUGGCGCCUCGGGGUGCCCACACUCUGACUUUUGAUUCGCUGUGCCAAGCCAGCGCACCGGAUGCCAGAACGGAUCUGCCGCUUUACACAGCAGCUCCUUUGGACCUGGCCAAUCAGUACAUACUACUGCGCCAGCACUCGACCUCGUCUCAACUUCACUCUCAUAAACUCUCCCUCUCAUGCAAAGAUCACUUUAGCUGGAAGUGGACAGGUUCGUUUUUAUGUCAUUUUUAUGGUUGACUGGGUUUUUCCCUCUUGGAAUUGCCAGUGUUGUUCAUUUUGUCAACAUUGCUGUUGUUAUUGUUGUUUGCGGUUAUUGUUGAUGUUAUUGUUAUUUUGCGCUUUUAUUUUUUUAGUUAGUGUUUUUGUGUGUGUGUACGUGUGUGUGAUUGUCAAUGCAGUGUCUCUACGGUAGCUGCUCUCACCAGCCCCUUUUGCUGCGCAUAUGCAGAAACACUUCAGUGUAAAUGGCGACCGCUAAUGUUGUCAUGGCAAUUGAUUCAGAAUCACGUGUAGUGAUGGAAUUGUAACAAUUAGUUAUUUGUGGUUACUCUGAAAGUGAUAGUUCACCCAAAAAAUUUCAAUCUUGUCAUUUACUCGUCCUCAUGUCAAUCCAAAUGACUUUCUUCCAUUGAUUGCAAAAGGAGAUGUUAGGGUUGCAUGAUUGACAAAUUGACGGUUAUUUCCCUUGAUAUUGUGAUUGCGAUUAAUUUAGAUUAAUGGAAUUGACAAAAAUAUUUAUGAUGUCAUAUUUGGGUGAACUGUCCCUUUAAGCAUUAGUGGCAGACUGUAGUGGCGUAAUGAAGGAUAGGCUCAUGUGUCAGUGGUGCUCAGUUUGUUUUCUGCUUCUCCAUCACUUCCCAUAUCUCUCUCUUUCUGCCUCUCUUGUACAUUUUCCUCAACUUCGUCUUAGCCCUGCCAGGCCACACUCACACUGGUGCUUAUGACAAAGGGCAGACAGAGUACACUACUUACCUGGUCGCCUCUUCUCACAGUAAUAAAAGCAAACGAUAAUGGAGACUCGGCUCUCUACUUCUAUGCAAAGACCGACGAAGAGGUACAAUUCACAGCCUUCAGCUCCAAUCUGUAGUUACUUCGAGCCCACUCUACAAAUCACCAGUUCCAUUCUGUGCUGGCAGCUUCCUUAUAGUGUGGCCUAAAGUAAAAAACCGGCCCCACUUGUUUUAACUGAUGAUCAGGCCCUCUGUUUACUCUGAAUGAUUAUCUCUUACAUUAUGUUCAUGCAGUCUCAGGGCAGCCUCAGAGAACCCCAAACUGUUCUAUCUUUUAAGAAGAGAGAGUUUGUUUUUAUAGAAUCAUCUGGUGUGGCUUUAAAGAUGCUCUAAGUCCUUGAAAAUGAAAAAAAGUGGGCGAGUAUACUUUGAAUUGAAGUCCCUACUCUUGAUUGUAACUUGAACUUUGCAUUAAUCGGAUAUCUAUUCAACUGGGACUAAGAAAACGUAUUUCCUUAUAUUUGUUUUGAUGUUGACUUUAUUAGUUGUUUGUGUAAAGAACACAUGGGGAUGGAGAGGUAGAAUGCAGGUUGGCACCAAGACAGACGGGUAGCACAUUGUCCCAGGUAUCAAAUACACACCUGGGAGGACUGGUGAGAAUUAAACAGGGUAUCCAGAAUGUUUAGGUGCACUGUAGAUGGUUCGCAUUGGGUACAUCUUUUAUUUAAACCAAAAAGGUUUUUGUCUCAUUGUAAAAAAAGAAAAAGAAAAGGAAACUUUAAUUCUGUAGUAUACUCUUGACUUAAGUGCUUCUCUCUGCAAGCCUUGACGCCCUGAUGUGGCGGACAGAUGACUCUGGGGUUGCUGUAUUGAUGGUAUUAAAUUCUGUCCUGACCCGAUACUAAGGGGACAGUGCAGAUGUUUUUUGUUUUUCUCUCACAGGUCUUGUAUCAGGAGGCCUGGGGCACAUUGCCAGUUGAUAAGUCUUAAAAGGGGACAAAAAUCCCUUUCUGGAAGAUAUAGUUUUUCUUUUUUUACUUUGAACUCAAGUGACACUAGCAACAGUCUCUAUUGCCUGUUUUUGAAGAUAGAUAUUUAUAUUCUAACUGCCUUUCAGCUGUACCCGAGACCACAGAUUGAAAAAAAUUAUAAUAACUUCCAAAACAUGUUUAAAAUUCAGAGGAAUACCUGGCAGACUAUAGUCAACUAGCCAAUAAGUUUCCAGUCCUCCGCGGUGGGCAUACUGGGUCUUUAUAUGUAUGACUAAUGUACUCCAGCUCUGAGAAAAAGACUCAAAUGCAACUUGUCUAGACAAGGCUGCUUUGACAGGGCCUGGGUGGAGAUGAGUUCUGAGAAAAACAAAUCAUCUUUCUUUGGGCCCUGGCAAGAAUAUGCACAUGCUGGUUGAUAUACAUGUACAUCUGAAAUCCUGUGUAUGUAUAUAACUGGUUACCUUUUUCCAUUUACCUUAACUUUGUUUUUCAGACCCAAGAAACCCCUGAGUCCCAUUUCCUUCUCUCUUUUAAUGACCUAGAUGAUAAAAAGCAUAAACAUAUCAAAAUUAUACAAAUGAAAAAAUAAAAAUACUUGAAUCUAAAGAACCGCCAAUAAUGUAAUGUGAAAAUUGUUUUGUAAUAAUUUUGUCAUUCAUACACUUCCAAGCUUUUUGAUAACAUCACUUCAAACUGAAUGAAAAAAAAAAAAAAUGUAUAAACAAACAAAAAAAAAGAAAAUAAGAAAAAAAAAAAGAAAAUGCAAAAUGACAUCGGUUGUGAGUGUUUGCACAAGAUUGCGUGUACUGUAUGACGGAUAAAUGCAUUAGUUUGCCUAUAUGAGUGCUAAAGGGUUCAAACCAAUGUAUGCUUGUGAAUACAGUGGAAUUGUUUGCGCCUUUGUUUCAUUUUAAGCAUCUUAGAGGUUUUUGUCUCUUUUUUUGGCUAGUCAAAAAUAUAUUCGGAUGUGUAUUAUUGUAUCUGUUAUUAGCUUUGUUAUUAGAGUUGCACUGAGUGUCUGCUUCCCCUCAGUCAGCUAAUCGUACAACAUGAUAUUAAAGUACUAAGGGGACAAGGUGACAAUUCAUGUGUUAAUGUUUACUCAAGGACUUAUUAAGAAAAUAACAAGUGUGUUUUUUUUUAUGUUAUACGAUUAUCUACCUUAUAGUGGCUUUUAUUGUGGAAUAAUCCAUGAAAAAAAGAAAUGGAUUAUUAUGAGUAUUGCACCAUUUUUGUUUUCAGAUUAUAAACCGAAAAAAAAAAAGCAAAAUACUAAAAAAAAAAAAAAAAAAAAAAAAAAUUAUAUUCAUACACAAUCUUUUCAAAGAAUUGUGGCCAUAGAUUGAUGUAGAGGGACAUGCAACUAACUUUACACCAUGGUGAGCUGAAUAGACAUCUAAAAACGAGUUUCUUACAAGACUUAUUUCAGAGGUGCCUACCUUUCUGUUUAUAUAUAUAUGUACAUAUACACUACCGAUCAAAGGUUUAGGGUCACUUACUCAUUCUUUAUUAUUGUUAUUUUUCACAUUUAGAAUAAUAGUAGUCAUCAAAACUAUGGAAUAACAUAAAUGGAACUAUGGGAAUUAUGUUGUGACUAAACAAAAUCCAAAAUAAAUCAAAACUGUGUUAUAUUUUAGCAUCUUCAAAGUAGUCCCCCUUUGCCUAGAAUUUGCAGAAAUGUACUCUUGACAUUUUCUCAACCAACUUCUUGAGGUAUCACCCUGGGAUGCUUUUAAACAGUAUUGAAGGAGUUCCCAUCUAUGUUGGGCACUUAUUGGCUGCUUUUCUUUAUUAUUUGGUCCAAGUCAUCAAUUUCAAAAACUUUUUUUUAUUUUAUUUUUUUAUUAAAUUUUAGUUUUAUAAUGAAAUAAAUUAAUAUGUUGGCACAAUUAUAUUUUUGUCUACAAAACAAAUUUCAAACAUUUAAGCAUACGCCUUAAGAUCAAAAGAUUUUUAAGAUCAUGAGAAACGUUUCAGUCAAGUGACCCCAAACUUUUGAACGGUAGAGUAUAUAUAUAUAUAAAAAAUAUUUCUGUUCUAGUUUUGUUCAUCUUUGUGCAAGGACACCAACAGUUUACAAGCAUUUCUUGUUUUUCUGAAGUUCAAGGAAAUUAAACUUGUUAUGGGAAUGUCAAGAGAAAAUGUAAAAAAAAAAAAUGUCCUAAAGGACAUCUACUUCCAUCAAAUGAAUAACAAAAAACACUUUACCGAAUGAAGAUUUUUAUGCUACGUGCAAAACUCUGGGAUUGAUCAGUGUUGUUUUUUGUUUGUUUGUUUCUCUUAUGUUUAUGUCUCUUAUCUUAUCAAAGCCUGUAUUUUUUGUUUGUUUUUGAAAGAAAAAAAAAAAAGGAGAAAAGAAGACAUAAUUGUUCACUAUCUUGCACACACAAAAAAGUGGAUCAUGUCUCAGGAAGGCAAGGGUUCCAGAGUACCAACUCCACACCAUUUAAUGUUCGUUUUUAGAGAAAGAGGAUAACAGAAAACAAAUAAGCACUGAAGGUUAUGGAUUUCCAAGAAAAAAUACCUUUGUUUCUAAAUCCAUAGCAGUUACAUAUUUACCAAAUAAUGAACUCUUAUUGAACUUUAAAAAAUGGAGUGCUUUAUAUAUAAAUCUAUAUAUUGAAAUUGCUUUACAUUUUAAACAAAAUGAUUUUGAUUGUUCAAAAGACAGUGAAAGAACAUACAAAUGAUGUAUGUUGUAAUCUUUAUUGUAUUUUCUUAACAUGAGGUCCCAUCCUGUUGAAAUCAGGACCAUUGUGCAUUACAAUUUCUUUCCUCUUUGUCAUUGUGUCUCUUGUGGCGGGUAUUACAUAAUGAAAAUGAAAAAAGGAAGGGUGGGGGCAGGGUUUUUAUGUCAGUUUGAUCGAUUUAAAGAGGAAAAAGCUGGUUUAUAAGGAUCAUGAUCUAUGCACGGGUGUGGGGGGGGGGGGGGUAUUUUCUGGGUGUCCUUUCAUUGUGCUCAUUCAUGCUCUGUUGUCUCCCUCCCCACCAACCCCAUCCAUCUUAUUUCCCAUAUUUCAUGUAUCUUACAUACAGUACAUCGCCAUGCUGUGUAUUCCGAAACCAAUGAGCGUAUCUUUCUGAAGCACUGUGGGGGUCUUUUUGUAGCCCAUAACUUUCAAGGUUGUUUGUGUUGAAUGAGUGAGUGAGUAGAUAUUGAUUUGCUUUGCCUUUUGUUUUUAGAUGUUAAGGAAUAUGUCUGUACUGAGAUUUUAAGAAGUCAGUGGCUUUUAAUGUUUGUUUGUUUUUUUCAAUCUCUCUAUUUCUCUCUCCUCAUAGAAUGUGAUUGUUGAUGACAUGCAACGAUAAAAAUGUUUUGAAUUAUGGAGCUUCUUUCAAACAAUUAAUAAAUUGCAUUUUUGUUCUUGGC
Molecule: messenger RNA, 14232 nt
Organism: Myxocyprinus asiaticus (Chinese sucker)
Lineage: Eukaryota; Metazoa; Chordata; Actinopteri; Cypriniformes; Catostomidae
Product: trinucleotide repeat-containing gene 6C protein-like
Exons: 24
Coding region: 1522-7077 (1851 amino acids)
Biological process (GO): miRNA-mediated post-transcriptional gene silencing; positive regulation of nuclear-transcribed mRNA poly(A) tail shortening
Cellular component (GO): P-body; nucleoplasm
Molecular function (GO): protein binding; RNA binding
Source: RefSeq, a predicted model, not a curated record